CUUGGCCGGCGGCCCCGGCCCGCUGCGCCCUUCGCUCCCCACCUCCCGGGCUCGCCGCUCUUCGCCCCCGCUCCCGGCUCGGCGCGCCCCGGCCGGCUGCAAAGUUUCCCCGGGCGGCGGCGGCGGCGGCGGCUGCGCCUCGCGUGAGCGAUGGCCGCGGAGCUGAGCAUGGGGCCCGAGUUGCCCACCAGCCCGCUGGCCAUGGAGUACGUCAACGACUUCGACCUGCUCAAGUUCGACGUAAAGAAGGAGCCGCUGGGGCGCGCGGACCGCCCGGGCCGGCCCUGCACGCGCCUGCAGCCAGCCGGCUCGGUGUCGUCCACACCGCUCAGCACGCCGUGCAGCUCGGUGCCCUCGUCGCCCAGCUUCAGCCCAACCGAACAGAAGACCCACCUCGAGGACCUGUACUGGAUGGCGAGCAACUACCAGCAGAUGAACCCCGAGGCGCUCAACCUGACGCCCGAGGACGCAGUGGAGGCGCUCAUAGGCUCGCACCCAGUGCCACAGCCGUUGCAGAGCUUCGACGGCUUCCGCGGCGCGCACCACCACCAUCACCACCACCACCCACACCCGCACCACGCGUACCCGGGCGCCGGCGUGGCGCACGACGAGCUGGGCCCACACGCGCACCCGCACCAUCACCAUCAUCACCAAGCGUCGCCGCCGCCGUCCAGCGCGGCCAGCCCCGCGCAGCAGCUGCCCACCAGCCACCCCGGGCCUGGGCCGCACGCGGCGGCCGCGGCGACGGCGGCUGGUGGUAGCGGCAGCGUGGAGGACCGCUUCUCCGACGACCAGCUCGUGUCCAUGUCCGUGCGCGAGCUGAACCGCCACCUGCGGGGCUUCACCAAGGACGAGGUGAUCCGCCUGAAGCAGAAGCGGCGGACCCUGAAGAACCGGGGCUACGCCCAGUCGUGCAGGUAUAAACGCGUCCAGCAGAAACACCACCUGGAGAAUGAGAAGACGCAGCUCAUUCAGCAGGUGGAGCAGCUUAAGCAGGAGGUGUCCCGGCUGGCCCGCGAAAGAGACGCCUACAAGGUCAAGUGCGAGAAACUCGCCAACUCCGGCUUCAGGGAGGCGGGCUCCACCAGCGACAGCCCCUCCUCUCCCGAGUUCUUUCUAAUCACCCCAGGGUCCCCACGAAACUCUCCAGGCCUGCACUAAUUGCUGGGGUCGAAAUGCUCCUCGGGUGACCGGCUUCACCAGCCCAGACUGCCCAACGGUGACCUGAACUUAUGUUGAACCAAUCACCACACUCAGAAAGUACCAGAAACCCAAACAUUGGCAAGUAAUUUUGCAACUUUCAAGUGCGUUCUUUAGACCAAUAUGUUAUGUGUGUUUCUUUCCCUGCUUUUGAGAUAGCGGGAGAGUUAUUGGUGGUGUUACCCCCGCCCCCUUCAGUUGUAUAGUAGUUAUAGGGAAGAUCUGGAUGUUUUUUCUUUAUUAUUACUUUUUUUCCCCUGCAGGUCAGUAAGAGGAUUUAAGUUGCACUGACAAAAAUACCAAAAUGAAAGCGUAUUUUUUAGUUCUCAUUUGAAAUUGCUGGCGCUGCUGGCCGGAUGCAUUUUUGAGUUUGUAUUAGUUGAUAAAUUAACAGUAAUAACAAGAUUGUAUGAACCGCAUGGUGCUUGCAGUUUUAAAUAUUGUGGAUAUUUGUCCUGCAUCAGAAACGAGCUUCGGUUUUUACGGAUUCAACUGUGUUGAAAUCAAAUUUGCCUCAACAGAAAUUGUUUUUAUUUCAUGUACAAUAAGGGAUCAAUUUCAAACCCUGCUUAUGAUAUGAAAAUAUUAAAACCUAGUCUAUUGUAGUUUUAUUCA
Molecule: messenger RNA, 1815 nt
Organism: Balaenoptera musculus (blue whale)
Lineage: Eukaryota; Metazoa; Chordata; Mammalia; Artiodactyla; Balaenopteridae
Gene: MAFB
Product: MAF bZIP transcription factor B
Exons: 2
Coding region: 151-1161 (336 amino acids)
Biological process (GO): regulation of myeloid cell differentiation; regulation of transcription by RNA polymerase II
Cellular component (GO): nucleus
Molecular function (GO): RNA polymerase II cis-regulatory region sequence-specific DNA binding; DNA-binding transcription factor activity, RNA polymerase II-specific
Source: RefSeq, a predicted model, not a curated record